This is a messenger RNA of Pipistrellus nathusii (Nathusius's pipistrelle), 1914 nucleotides long. The record is from the annotation of a GenBank genome assembly. NCBI's taxonomy places the organism in Eukaryota, Metazoa, Chordata, Mammalia, Chiroptera, Vespertilionidae.
AUGGCGCUGCGCGCCCGCGCGCUGUACGACUUCAGGUCGGAGAACCCGGGCGAGAUCUCGCUGCGCGAGCACGAGGUGCUGAGCCUGUGCAGCGAGCGGGACAUCGAGGGCUGGCUGGAGGGCGUCAACAGCCGCGGCGACCGCGGCCUCUUCCCCGCCUCCUACGUGCAGGUGCUCCGCGCGCCCGAGCCGGGCCCCGCGCCCGCGCCCGCGCCCGACGCCGGCCCCGGGGGCCCCGCCGGCCCGGCCCGCUACGCCAACGUGCCGCCCGGCGGCCUGGAGCCCCUGCCCGCGCCGCCCGCCGCCUUCCAGCCCGCGAGCGCCUUCCAGGCUCCGAGCUCCUUCCAGCCGCCCAGCACCUUCCAGCCGCCGAGCUCUUUCCAGCCGCCCAGCACCUUCCAGGCCCCGAGCACCUUCCAGCCGCCGAGCUCCUUCCAGCCGCCCAGCGCCUACCAGCCGCCGGGCCCCGGCCUCCCGCUCGCCGGGGCCGCCCCGCAGCCGUACGGCGGCGGCUCCCCGGGCUCCCAGGGCAGCGACGACGACUGGGACGACGAGUGGGACGACAGCUCGACGGUGGCGGACGAGCCGGGCGCGUCCCUGGACCCGGACGGCUCCUCCGCGGGGGCCCCCGGCCGCUACCGCCUGUCCACGGCCCCGGGCCCCGCGGCCCCGCACCCGCCGCCCGGCGCGGCCAAGAGCUCGGCCACCGUGAGCCGCAACCUGAACCGCUUCUCCACCUUCGUCAAGUCGGGCGGCGAGGCGUUCGUGCUGGGCGAGGCGUCGGGCUUCGUCCGCGACGGCGACAAGCUGUGCGUGGUGCUGGGCCCGCACGGCCCCGAGUGGCAGGAGAACCCCUACCCGUUCCGCUGCUCCAUCGACGACCCCACCAAGCAGACCAAGUUCAAGGGCAUGAAGAGCUACAUCGCCUACCGCCUGGUGCCCACGCACACGCGCGCGCCCGUGUACCGGCGCUACAAGCACUUCGACUGGCUGUACGCGCGCCUGGCGCAGAAGUUCCCGGUCAUCUCCGUGCCGCACCUGCCCGAGAAGCAGGCCACCGGCCGCUUCGACGAGGACUUCAUCGCCAAGCGCCGCCGCGGCCUGCUCUGGUGGAUGGACCACAUGGCCAGCCACCCGGUGCUGGCGCGCUGCGACGCCUUCCAGCACUUCCUCACCUGCCCGAGCGGCGGCGACGGCGAGCGCGCCUGGAAGCAGGGCAAGCGGCGCGCCGAGCGCGACGAGAUGGUGGGCGCCAGCUUCUUCCUGACGCUCAGCACGCCGCCCGCCGCCGCGCUGGACCUGCAGGAGGUGGAGAGCCGCGUGGACGGCUUCCGCAGCUUCACCCGCCGGAUGGACGACAGCGCGCUGCAGCUGGCGCACACGGCCACCGAGUUCGCGCGCAAGCAGGCCACGGGCUUCCGCAAGGAGUACCAGAAGGUGGGCCAGGCGCUGCGCGGCCUCGGCCAGGCCUUCGAGCUGGACCAGCAGGCCUUCUCCGCCGGCCUCAACCAGGCCAUCGCCUUCACCGGCGACGCCUACGACGCCAUCGGCGAGCUGUUCGCCGAGCAGCCCCGCCAGGACCUGGACCCCGUCAUGGACCUGCUGGCGCUGUACCAGGGCCACCUGGCCAACUUCCCCGACAUCAUCCACGUGCAGAAAGGCGCGCUGACCAAGGUGAAGGAGAGCCGGCGGCACGUGGAGGAGGGCAAGAUGGAGGCGCAGAAGGCGGACGGCAUCCUGGAGCGCUGCAACACCAUCUCCUUCGCCACGCUGGCCGAGAUCCACCACUUCCACCAGGUGCGCGUGCGCGACUUCCGGGCCCAGAUGCAGCACUUCCUGCAGCAGCAGGUCCUGUUCUUCCAGAAGGUGACGCGGAGGCUGGAGGAGGCGCUGCACCAGUACGACAGCGUCUAG